This is a messenger RNA of Penicillium manginii, 3531 nucleotides long. RefSeq lists its product as uncharacterized. Gene Ontology annotation, molecular function: SUMO-specific endopeptidase activity. The transcript is spliced from 5 exons. Gene Ontology annotation, cellular component: cytoplasm; nucleus. NCBI's taxonomy places the organism in Eukaryota, Fungi, Ascomycota, Eurotiomycetes, Eurotiales, Aspergillaceae. Gene Ontology annotation, biological process: protein desumoylation. The record is from RefSeq and is a predicted model, not a curated record. The annotation marks the transcript as partial.
AUGUUAGGCAAAGAUCAGAGUCAGAGCCGAAGUGCUGGAAAGUCUCGCGAAGAGCAGACAGAGGAGGACCGUUUGCUAGGACCAUCUGGGAAAUACCGAGAUACAAACGCUGUGCGAAUCCGUCCUGGUGAAGGGAGAAAGAAGAUUCCUGGGAGUUCGGCCGCAUUCAAGCCAACGAACAAUCUUUCCCGAAAUGUACGGGACAGCGGCCCAGUUCGGGCCCAAGGCAAGGCCCAGCAACCAACUUCAUUGCCGCAGAAGAGUCGCUCUCGUCUAGACGAGCCAUUCGAUUUCGACCAGGGUGGUCGUCCGAACAAACGGCCACGCAAUAAUGAACACGCCAAACCUCGGGAUCCCAUUGGGAAGAGGGCCACCCAGUUGUCUCUCCAAACUUCUCCGCGUCGAGUUUCGCCCGUGUCGAGCGAGACGUCGAGCAAAUUAGAACGAAAUGUCAUCCCACGCAAACAGGAGGAGUACCGCCAAGUGGAGGAAUACAUGAAAAUCCCCAGAAGCUAUUCUCGGAUACGGCCCAAUCGACGCAAACCGAACCCGCCCGAUGACCAGGACGAAAUGUUCACCGCACAGGCUGCCAACGCAAGGCGUGCCGCGGUGGAACUUACAGCGAGUUCUUCUUCCAACCGCGAAAACGGGUCGAAUUUCAGAUCAAAAUCGCCGCAAAGACUUGCUAAUUCACGAGAAAGUCCCGAUGUAUUACAAGGCGACGUCACCACGAUUCCAACGUUACCGAAACCUACCACCAAACAACGGCCAGGUCGCCAGAAUCCAAAUAAUGAGCCGGAGCCGUCUCCAUCUCGAAAACGCUCGCCGAGUGAUAUCCAACCUACCGACUUCACAAGCUCGCCCAUUCAAGGCUCUAAGAGGGCCAAGCGCAGUCACAAAAUUCCGAGCAGGUUUGACUUUGACGUUGAGUAUCUUCGAUUUGGCCCUUUCAAGAAACAAGCUUGUCCGAGGGGACUGCUGCGGUUUUCUGUUGUCGAGGACACGAUCGAACUCGGUGAAAUGACUUCCGAAUCUGGUCAGGAUUUCCUUACCAGUAUCGAACUGCGCCGUAUCUUUGCGGCAUACUUUGGGGGUAAUGAGUGUCUUAAAAUCCGCUUAAAGCUCACUAAGACGUCUGACUCUCCAUACGACAUGGUGGAUAUUGAAUUCAUCACAUUGUCCGAGAAGGGCCGAUUCGAAGGUUUGGUCCGAGAACAAACUAAAAAGAUACAAAUCAAGCCCUCGCUGUUUAUGGACAGUGCUUUUCGUCAUUAUGAAGCCGAGCAGUCGAAACUCAGCAGCGUGCCCAAAAAAUCCUUUAUCGAAGAUGCCCUCUCUGAACACAUCCAGCAACCGUCAACCCGCCAGAAAAUAUCGUCUGUCCUACAGGGGGAUAAUGAAGGUCUACCGGAUAAGACGGAUCACAUUAAGAGGAACACAACCGCUGCAGCCCUCACAGAGCGUGAUGUUGAGGAUGAAGAUUCAAAAGUCCAACCAGCCGAAAGCGACAAAGGAACGGAAAUCCCGGUCAAGAAGUUUCAGCCAAAACCUGAGGCAGAGAGACAGACCCGCUCGACGGGACGACGCUCAACUCGACUCUCCGAUUUAUUCAAAAACCAUGCCAACGACAAACCCGACUUAUUCAGCAAAUAUCCUCUCAAAGAAGACCCUUUCCGAAAUGAAUGGAAGCAGCCACUCGUAUAUCCCCAAAAUGGAAAGAAAAAGGCCGAAGUCACGGUCGAAGACCGCGAUCGAUUGCGUGAUGACGAGUUCCUCAACGACAACCUGAUCGCGUUUUAUAUGCGCUUCUUGCAAGAUCACAUGGAACGAACGAAUCCCGAGGUGGCGAAGCAGGUCUACUUCUUCAACUCUUAUUUCUACGAUACGCUCACGAAGACAUCCCGGGGAAUCAACUAUAGCGGUGUCGCGAAGUGGACAAGGAACGUCGAUCUGUUCGGGUAUAAUUACGUCGUGGUUCCGAUCAACCAGAGUGCGCAUUGGAAAUUGAAGCCAAGGCCGAUGUGGCAGAGUCUGCCUCUUCCAACGACAAGAGUCCCCCCCAACCAGACAGAGAGUGAAGUUCAUGAAAUCCUUGAGUCACCGGAGCCCGAGGCCGAACUGGGCACAAACCAAGCAGGAAGAUCGACGGAAUCUCCAGCUUCGGAAAGGGCACGUAAUCGCCUUGCGUCCAUGUCACUUGAAAACGAGACUGGCUCUGGAGCAACCGAAGGCUCGUUGGAAGAAGCUGGAAAGGACCUGCCACCAAAGGAGAAGGAUGCCAAUGAGUCCGACAAGAGAACAGAACCAAAGGAACCCAGUUCUGCCGACGAAUGGCCCGCAGAAGACGACCACCACCCCCCGCCCCUCAAGCUUUCCACAACAUCUCUCAAAGCGAAACCCACCGACCCCAAACCGUCUCCUCUCCCCGCAUCCCAGACCCCAACUUCCAAAAAGAAAGGAAAAGGCGGCCAAAGAUACCACCCGGACCAAACGACAAUCAUCACGUUUGACUCCCUCGACCUCGCCCGCUCCCCCACAGUCCGGAUCCUACGCGAUUACAUCUGCGAAGAAUCCUCCUCGAAACGAGGUAAGCACAUCGAAUCAAAGGACAUCAAGGGCAUGCGAGCCCGCCAAAUUCCCCUCCAACCCAACUUCUCCGACUGCGGCCUCUACCUUCUGGCAUACCUGGAGAAAUUCGUGCAGGACCCGGAUCAAUUUGUUACGAAGCUGCUGCAGCGCGAAAUGGAUGAGAAGGAUGACUGGCCUCCGUUGGGCUCGGGUCUGCUUCGGCAACGGCUGCGCGAUUUUCUUGAUCGGUUGUAUCGGGAGCAGGAACGGGUUCAGGCGGGUAAGGGUCAGGAGCAGGAGAUCCUGGCUGAUCAGCAACCCGUCUCGCAUCUGUUGGGCCCGUCUUUUUCCAGCGACGAGGAUGUCGAGAAAAAGGACGAUGAGCCGCCAAGGGAAACAGUCGAUGCCGAGAGAAAGGCCGAUGAGUCCCCAAGGAAAAUAGUCGACGCUGUGAAGAGCGAAAAACUUGCCGAGAAGCCUGGUAACUGUGGCUCUGGGAGCGACUCGGAUGACAGCUCAACGGCCGACCAGCUUCAACUAGUACCUAAUGGCACCACCGCGACUGUGUCCAAGGCAAUUUCAUCCGCACCAUCCCCCAGGAAAGAUUCUUCCAAAAAGGACUCGCGUCAGAAGAAAGAGAAAGAGAAAGAGAAAGACGAGGAUGUCGUCGAGGUACCGGACAGUCAAGAAGCGAACCGGGACCCUUCCCCCAAACGCUCCGAAGCCCCACCUCCCAAGGCCGAGAAAAAGAAACACGGGAAAACAGACGAGCCUCUCAAAAUCAAGAAGUCCGACCCUAUCAAAAAGGAUCACAUACCCAAAGUCGAGAUCCAGAUCCGGGCAACACCACCUCCUCCUCCUUCAAGCCCGGGAAAGGUUAGAAAGAGUCCUCGCGGGGAAGAGAGAAACGUUGAUUUCGCCCGUUCCAUUCUGAAUCUACAGCAUCAUUUCAUCUCGGUCUCG